CGAUGGAGGGAGGAUGAACGGGGGGGAAGGGUGGGUGGGGGGACAAAAACAACCAGCCAUCACGUUUGAAGUAGAAGAAGAACUUCAAGAGAAAGAGACUUUGCAAGGAUUCUUUCACCCCCCCCCCCCUCCUCUUUUCAUAAAAGAAACUUAUUCGGGACUGCUUGGGCGACCUCCACGCCGAUGGGGGCCGCGCCGGGCUCCGGCUGGGAGGAGGGCGAGUUUGAGUUCAAGUUGGUGUUCGAGGAGGACCCUCCGCGGCCGGGCCGGGGGACGUCGCCGGCAUCCAUGCCGGAGAAGAGCGCCGUCGGCCGGGAGCGAAGCGAGGCGGAGCCCGCUGACAGCAGCGGUGGAGGUGGUCCAGGGACAGACAGCCACCUCGCUGCCACUCAUGCGGGCCAUUCCAUCCGCAUCCCCAGCCCCCCGCCUUCUGCCAAUCAGAGGGCUGGGAUGCAUUCCCCGCCUCCCAGGAGAGCGACAGUCAAGGAGUUCAGCGGAACCUACGAGAGCCUGCCGGCACGCUCUGUUCAGGUUUCAGAGUCCCGCGUGGUGGAGUGUCCCAGCAUCCAGAUUACCACCAUCUCCCCCGAGGACGACCCGGCACCCUCCAACUCCUGGGACAUGGAUGGCGAUGGCGGUGGCAGGUGGGACAGGGAGCGCCUCUACCUCCCCCUGCUGGACCCUUUCACCUACCGAGACAAAUGCCCCGGCUCGCUCAGCCCCAGCCCUGCCUCCAGCCUCUCCUCCCGCGGCUGGCUCAGCCCAGCAUCCAGCUGUGACUCCCUGCUGACGGAGGAGGAGGAGCUUAACGAGGCCGCGCUCCAUUUCGGCCUUUCGCCCUCUUCCAGGCCCACUUCCCCGAGCGGUAAGAAGCGCAGGAACUCGCCCUUGGCCUCCCCAUGCUCCUCCCGCAGGGCGAGUUAUUCCGAGGAGCUGCACGGGGGCAUCCUGGAGGGUGCAGACUUAAGCCUAACGUCACAAGCUCCGCCCAACAUCUGUGAGCUAAGCAUCCCGCAGAAAACCAGGAAGACGUCAAUGGAGCAGUUGUCUCCAAGGGAGGUGGAUCGGGAGCAAACCCCAGGUCCCAGCCCCUCCUGUCCGCUUCCAGAAACCCUGCAGACCAGGAGAGAGCCCCCUACGAUGGGUAUGGACUACCUUUCGGUGCCCCCUGCUUUGGCUUGGGGUCGAACACGGGCCAGCGCUCACAGUCCUCUAUUCAGGUCCAACGCCAUGCCGCCACUCGACUGGCCCCUCCCCUCCCAGUUUGACCAGUACGAGCUGCGCAUUGAGGUGCAACCCCGUCCGUACCACCGGGCGCACUACGAGACUGAGGGCAGCCGGGGAGCUGUCAAGGCCAUUCCAACGGGACAUCCUGUCAUCAAGCUGAGUGGAUACACCGAGAGGAAACCGCUUUCCCUGCAGGUUUUUGUCGGAACAGCAGAUGAUCGAUCCAUCAGGCCACAUCCUUUCUAUCAGAUACACAGGGUGACCGGGAAAAUGGUGGGCACUGCAAGUCACGAGAGCAUCCAGGCGGGCACCAAACUGCUGGACAUCCCUCUUAAUCCAGAGAACCACAUGGCCGCACUCAUCGACUGCGCUGGGAUUCUCAAACUGAGGAACUCGGACAUCGAGCUAAGAAAAGGCGAAACGGACGUCGGGAGGAAGAACACGCGCGUCCGCUUGGUCUUCCGCACGCAUCUACCUUUGGCGCCCCCAGUUUCCCCCCCUGGUCGCAUCCUAGCUCUGCAGGUGGCCUCGUUACCCAUCGAAUGCUCCCAGCGGUCAGCGCAGGAGUUGCCCGUCAUCGAGUCGGUCAGCCUCACUUCCUCUUCCGUGGAGGGCGGUGAGGAUCUGAUGCUGAGCGGAUCUAACUUCAUGCCCAUCUCCAGGGUUGUUUUCAUGGAGAGAUCCACUGAUGGCAAACUUCAUUGGGAGCAGGAGGCCCCCGUGGACAGAGACAACAGCAACGAGUGUUUGCUGUGUGUGAGGGUCCCUCCCUACUGCGACCUGUCCGUCAGUCGCCCAGUGUCGGUUACUCUUUACGUGUCCAACGGGAAGAGGAAACGGAGCAGCAGUCAUUGCUUCAAAUAUCUCCCUAUCAUGUUCAAGGAGGAGGAGCCCCUGUUGUCCCUGCCCCAAGAUAGAGGUCAGUCCAGAAUGAACAGCGAUCAACACGUGAGGGCUGACGCCAUGUUGGAUGAGCAGACGAGCCUUGGCUUCCACCUGCCCCCUUACUCCUCCACCUGCUCCCCUCCAUGCACGAGCCUGGCCUACCAGGAGGAGUAUGGCGCCGAAGUGACGGCGGAUGAGCCCGGUGGGUCGGGCCCCACCAUGUCCGAGCAUCACGAUGGCUUCGAGAACCUAGAGUUGGGUUUUACCGAGCUCCUCCCCCCUCUCUACCUCCGUGGUCCUCAACCGCCGUCACCUUCCCCCUGGUUGGACUCCCCCUACCUGUCUUCCUCCCCCUCACCUUCCCAUUCCACCUCUCUUAGCCCAUUCCCAGCCGGGAGCCCCAUCUCCACGUCCCCACUGCCUCCGUUUCCCACUCCCCCGUACCCGCAGUACUCCAUUUACCCUCCGGAGCUGUGUUCCUCCUCUCCUGCCCACAUGAACCCAUACCAGGACAUAGUUUCGGCACCCUAUUCUAAUUACGAGAGCUGGGACCCCCCUGGGAGUGCGCAGGGCAUGAGUCACGGGGACGAGAGGGAUGCCAAGAUUCAAGGAUGUCCUCUGGAGUCCAGUAGCUCCACCCCCAUGCACCCCAUCACUUUUGAGGAAGUGACAGAGUACAUCGGGCAGGACCUGCAGUCUUACCAGGCCGCAUCCCACAUGGACCACAAGCAGCCACACUGAUCACCACUUAGCAUCAUUCCUAUUACAAUGCACUUGUCCUAUAGCACAACUUCCUGCUCCACUUUCGGUCUAUUUGUAUCUUCCAUUAGCAGGACACUGUUUUGAUGUGAUUUUGGCCAUCGGUACAAAUAUGCCUUUAUUUAGUUUUUCUAUAAAGCGAAACAAACGUUUUUUUUUUGCAUUAUAAAUUAUAAAACAAAGCCGA
Nerophis lumbriciformis (worm pipefish) is the source of this 3058-nucleotide messenger RNA. RefSeq names its product nuclear factor of activated T cells 4 (gene nfatc4). Gene Ontology annotation, cellular component: transcription regulator complex. NCBI's taxonomy places the organism in Eukaryota, Metazoa, Chordata, Actinopteri, Syngnathiformes, Syngnathidae. The record is from RefSeq and is a predicted model, not a curated record. Gene Ontology annotation, biological process: calcineurin-NFAT signaling cascade; cytokine production; regulation of transcription by RNA polymerase II. Gene Ontology annotation, molecular function: DNA-binding transcription factor activity, RNA polymerase II-specific; RNA polymerase II cis-regulatory region sequence-specific DNA binding; transcription factor binding.